GCGGAAGUAGUUUGUUUACUUAGCUUAAGUUAGUACAAAAUUCAAGAGGUGUGUGGGUCGUUCCGAAGAAUGGACACUCUGAUUUUGGAGCCGUCUUUGUACACUGUGAAAGCCGUUCUCAUAAUGGACAAUGAUGGAGAGAGGCUAUACGCUAAAUAUUAUGAUGAGACUUACCCAACAGUCAAAGAACAGAAAGCAUUUGAGAAGAAUAUCUUCAAUAAGACACACCGAACAGACAGCGAGAUAGCCCUUCUGGAAGGUCUCACAGUCGUGUACAAGAGCAAUAUAGACCUGUACUUCUAUGUGAUUGGAAGUUCCCAUGAGAAUGAGCUGAUGUUGAUGUCUGUGCUGAACUGCCUGUUUGAUUCUCUCAGUCAAAUGUUGAGGAAGAAUGUGGAGAAAAGGGCAUUACUUGAAAACAUGGAGGCUCUUUUCUUGGCUGUGGAUGAGAUUGUGGACGGAGGCGUGAUCUUGGAAAGUGACCCACAGCAGGUGGUCCAUAGAGUUGCACUUAGGGGAGAUGAUGUGCCCCUGACAGAACAGACGGUUGCACAGGUAAUCCAGUCUGCGAAAGAGCAGAUCAAGUGGUCUCUGCUCCGAUAGGACCACACAGCAAAAUAAAGACAGGAAGAGAAAGUUCAGAUCUAAACACCACUCCCGUAUCAAUGUAAUCCCUGUAUUCUUUUUUUUUGUUGUUUUCUUGCCAUUCUUAUGUCCUCAUGCUACUGAGGACAGUCUCACUGCAAACCCAGAGAGUGACUGUACAUCUAGUCAACUGUCAUUUCUCACAGUCAUUUUACACAGAUGUCAAAGGUUUGUGGAUAGAAACCUCAGAAAAAAAAACGUAGCAAAACUGUAAGACAGUGCUUUUUCAUGUCCCACCUUAAUCAAACGAUCAGUCUGUUUUAUGCUCAAAUAUGAACUACACUCUAGAUUUUGUUGGUGUGAAAGAGGGAGAGAUCAUUCUCACACAUCUCUCGGCUGUGAACAUGGGAAAACUAUUCAUGUACAUUCCAAUGAUUAAUUCUACUGAAAUUUUUUGUUUGUUUGUUUUCAUUUCUUUUUUCCCUCUAGACCAUUGUUUUGAUAUAAAUAAAAUGAA
Molecule: messenger RNA, 1102 nt
Organism: Chanos chanos (milkfish)
Lineage: Eukaryota; Metazoa; Chordata; Actinopteri; Gonorynchiformes; Chanidae
Gene: copz1
Product: COPI coat complex subunit zeta 1
Exons: 9
Coding region: 70-603 (177 amino acids)
Biological process (GO): intracellular protein transport; retrograde vesicle-mediated transport, Golgi to endoplasmic reticulum; intra-Golgi vesicle-mediated transport
Cellular component (GO): COPI vesicle coat
Source: RefSeq, a predicted model, not a curated record